UCUCUCUCUCUCUCUCUCUCUCUCUCUCUCUCUCUCUCUCUCCUGCUUUUGCCUGGAAGAAAGUUUCUCAAAAUAGUGGAAGUAGUGACAAGAAAGACACAUUGAUGCUAGUUCUACAUAUCAUCCCACAAGGCGAUGCCAUGGGUUCCAGAAACGGAAAAAAGAAGAGCGUCACUGACCAAUUCUGAAUCCAGGCGCAGAAGUAACUCCUAAUGCCUGAAGAUACGUUGGAGAUGAUGGCUGGGAGGGAAGCUAAGUUAUUGAAUGCAAGGAGAACAGAUGUCAAGGUGACAGAUACUAAGCCAAUUCCAACACCAAUAUUUACGACUACGACGACGACAACUGAGGUUACAUCUGAAGUGACAACUAGCGUGUCAACUACGGUGACGGAAAUACCCUGCACAUCAGCGGACGGGACCGUGUACCACCUGUAUCAAAGCUGGGAAGAGGGCUGCCAAACCUGUUCUUGCGAAUACAGUUAUUGGGAUAACCGCAUCGUUAAGAAUUGCUACAAAAGUUAUUGGUAUUACUACUGUUCCCCAAAACCUCACAGAGAUUGUGUCGUCGUUGGAACAUACAAUUCGGGAUGCUGUAAUGAAUAUUUUUGUGACAAUACAACAUGCAGAUCGGACAAGGGUCAGUACUACGCCAUUGGGGACACCUGGAGCCCAGCCGACGAGCCUUGCAAGAAGUGCACCUGUCAGGCGGACGGAGACGCCACCAAAACCGAAUGUGUCGCCAGAAACUGCCCCGAUCCGCCAGGCCCCAAUUGUCGUCCACUCACCCUGCAGUUCCAGUGCUGUCCUUACGACUGGGAUUGCUCUGACUCAUACUUAAUCACGACGCCAAAGAAAUGGGUCAGAGGGCAGGAAGCGUCUAUCUGCGUCUUCCUCAUCGGCUCACCAGACAUAACAUUGAAUUUCUCGCUCAAAGACAAUUCGGAGGUUGUGUCCCAGGUCAGCCUAGAACAAACGGCUGCAAGCGGAUACCACUGUGUGAAUGUGACAGUUCCCAGCAGCACUGGGUAUAAUUCUGUGCUUGAAAUUUCUGGAGAAAUAAACACUGCCUCCAUCUCCGAAAAACGCGACCUGAUUCUUGUGUCCCUCUCCCAGACUUUUAUCCAAACCGACAAAUAUCUGUACAUGCCGGGCCAGUUAGUGCGGUUCCGCAUCCUGACCAUUACUGGAACGAGAGCUCUCGUUUCUUAUGAAGACAUUCCAGAGAUAUGGAUCAUGUCGCCUAGUGGCAGAAGGUUGACGCAAUGGAAAAACACCCCUAAUCCAGUUGGACUGCUGCAGUUGGACUUCCAGUUAGCUGAGGAGGUGGAAGAGGGCACUUACCAGAUUUUCGUCAGAACCGAAGAGACAAGAGCAUCGCAGAGUUUCAAAGUGGAAGAAUAUGUGUUGCCAAGAUUCAGCCUCACCAUUCAGCCACCCCCUUAUGUCUUGGCAACCGACACAGAGGUCGUUUUCUCUGUAUGUGCCAAGUACACCUUUGGUCAGCCUGUCAAGGGAACUCUUAAGCUGUCUGUGACCAGGCCCUAUUAUUAUUAUUACUACUACUACAAUCAACCAACGUUUGUAUAUGUGGAGAAGACACUCAGCGGUUGUGACGAAGUCAGUGUAGCAACGGUUAACAUUGGUUACGUCGGAUAUCAAAUAGAAGUGAAAGGUUCUUUUGUGGAAGAGGGAACAGGCAACGUCGCGAAUGCCACAGCUUCUGUGGAAGUGCACUACGCAUCUUCCAUUUUAGAAACCAUCACCCCUGAAGAAAACGUGAAACCUGGACUGCCGUUUAACUUCAGAGUGAAGGUGACUAAACCAGGUUCUUCGACAUCCGAGGGCGUAAUUGUUUCAGUAUGUGUGGGCUAUGGCAGUACUUGUAAAAACUACUCAGCGGAUGAAUCCGGAAUCAUCAACGCCUUCAUUCCUCCUCACCUUCUUGUGGACUCCUCAUAUGCCUAUAUUUGGGCACAGGACCUCAUUGAAUAUCAGCAAGGCAAUCUGGGUUGGCUAUAUUCUGGUUACACUAGCACAACCCCGUCAAGAUUCUUUUCUGCAUCUCAGUCCAGUCUCAGCCUGGGGUUGCUGCCUAAGUCACACAAAUGUUCACCUGGUGGAGACACCAUCACAAUCCCUGUGAUGUUUGUGGCUAACGAUACUUCUUCCAUCAUUCUGCACAUCCAGGUGUUCUCAAGAAGUCAGAUCACGUACACCAGCGAAGAAGUCCACGACUUGACUCCAAAUGACCUCCCAAUCAGCGAGUCAGAUCUUCUGGAGCCUUUGCAACCACUCAAUGACAGCAGCCUCAUCCAAGGAUACUUCAACAUUGACAUUCCCUUAGGGCCAUUGACUUCACCUUAUCUUAAGGUCCUGAUAUGGUACUCCCGCAGCGAUGGCGAGGUCGUAUCAACCUCUGGAAGCGCAGACGUGAGCAAAUGCCUCAGGAACCCGACCUCCCUCAGGUGGGAGACGAAAACGGAUGCUUUGCCCUCGCCAAAGGAUGACGUCAGUCUCGUCCUAUCAUCCGCGCCGAGCUCCGUCUGUGGCUUAGGGGUGGUGGAUGAAAGCGUUGAACUGCUCUCUGGAGGUCAGCGAGGAACCCCGACACUUGGAACAAUAUUCCAGUUGUUCGAAGCAGCAGAAGUUAACCCGUGGGAAAACUCACAAGUCAAUGAUUAUCUUUAUUGCAAUGGCAAUAACAAAAACUUUGUUAUCGAUUACGACUACGGCACCGAGGUGCCUGCAGGAAGUCGUAGAAGAAAGCCCAAUGGAUACACUAACAUGCAAGAUGCCUUGAAAUCUUUUGACGUGGCUGGGGCGUACGUCAUAAGCGAUCUGACUCUGGAGACAAGGCCCUGUUAUUACUCCUAUACUUACUACUAUGAUUAUGAAUUCAUUGAUUAUGGCGCUGCAGGGAUGACCACCUCGGCUGAAUUUGGUAAUCUCCUCACUACAACAGACGCUACGGCAUCUUUCGCACCAAUCACAGAACCUAUCUAUACUACCACAAGUGGGUAUGUGGAUAUAGUCCCUAAUCCGGAAAAAGUCGAACUCGAUAGGACCUACUUCCCUGAAACGUGGCUCUGGGAAAUCGUUGUCAUUAGCGAAAGUGGCGAGACGGUGAAGGAGGUCGAACUUCCGGAUACGGUGACGACGUGGGUGGGCGAAGCCGUCUGCCUCCAUCCGGAGUUGGGCAUCGGACUAAGCCCCAAGUCCUCCAUCACCUCCUUCGUGCCCUUCUUCCUAGACCUCAGUCACCCAGCCACCGCCCGCAGGAACGAGAAGGUCCCCGUCCUGGUCUCCGUCUUCAAUUACCUGACCGAAAGUCUGCCUGUGACCGUUGAGUUGCUGCCAAGCGCCGAAUACACGUCCCCGACAUAUUCGACGAAGACCUGCGUCUCCGGCAGCGGGAAGGAAGUGGUGCAGUUCCUGGUGGUGCCUCUGGGGGCCGGGGACGUCAACCUCACCUUCAGUGCCUCCAUAGACACUGCCGACGGAAGUUGCGGCGGGACAGUUGACGUCGAAAGGAGCGACACCGUCAUUCGCCCUUUGAAAGUGAAAUUCGAAGGAAUAACUAAAGCAUCGACACAUGGGCAUUACUUAUGUGGCAAUGACAGCGCCUUUACGUGGUCCGCCGAGAGUUAUCCUGGGACUGUCAACGGCUCAGAUAAAAUUUACAUCUCUGCUUCCGCUGACCUCCUAGGACCGACCCUUGAGGUAAGAAGAAUUCCUCCCAGUUGCUGGAGUCAGCUACCAGCAAGAGCUGCGCUACCAGCACUAUGGACGGAUACUUCAGCGCCUUUGUUGAUCCCUGAUCCCCUUAUUCUGCUGAGAUUAGCCAGAUUCGCUGAACAGCAGAAGCACCAAUAUGCAGGAGGCGUCGAUGGUUCAGAAGCGUCUCUCACAGCCUACGUCCUCAUAUCUCUUCUGGAAGGGAAUCUAACGCAGGACGUCCAGGUCAUAGCAAACGCCGUCGCUUGCAUCCCCACAGCCACCACAAGUAGUACCACAUACAUUAAGGCCCUGACGGCAUACGCUCUCUCCUUGGCGGGCGACAGCAGCGCCGCUGCUACGCUCAUUUCAGAUGUGUACAACAGUUUGACAUCAGGAAGUUCAGGGCUGUCUCAAGCUCUGACGGUUGAAGCUGCCGCCUACCUCCUUCUGGCCAUGCUUAUGAAAGUCCAGGAUCAUACGCUGCCUGGCACUUGA
Molecule: messenger RNA, 4211 nt
Organism: Macrobrachium nipponense
Lineage: Eukaryota; Metazoa; Arthropoda; Malacostraca; Decapoda; Palaemonidae
Product: alpha-2-macroglobulin-like
Exons: 25
Coding region: 213-4211 (1332 amino acids)
Molecular function (GO): protein binding; endopeptidase inhibitor activity
Source: RefSeq, a predicted model, not a curated record